Messenger RNA from Esox lucius (northern pike), 2352 nucleotides. Its product is annotated as methylmalonate-semialdehyde dehydrogenase [acylating], mitochondrial. The coding region runs from base 182 to 1759 and encodes 525 amino acids. Gene Ontology annotation, molecular function: malonate-semialdehyde dehydrogenase (acetylating, [NAD(P)+]) activity; methylmalonate-semialdehyde dehydrogenase (acylating, NAD+) activity. Gene Ontology annotation, cellular component: mitochondrion. Gene Ontology annotation, biological process: L-valine catabolic process; thymine catabolic process. NCBI's taxonomy places the organism in Eukaryota, Metazoa, Chordata, Actinopteri, Esociformes, Esocidae. The record is from RefSeq and is a predicted model, not a curated record. The transcript is spliced from 12 exons.
UGUUGCACUAAUUAAUGUGACCCACUCUAACUCACUUAUUGAAAGAUCAGGUAAAACGUGUCGUUAAUGUGUUUUUGUUUGUUAGAUAACCUUCAUUAGUUUAUAUUUAUGUCCAGAGGUGUCCGUUCAUCUGGCUGGUGAGUGUGUAUUCUGGGCAAAAAGCAAACAGACGCUUUAAACCAUGGCCGGGAUUCUAGCAAGAUCGUUGUGGAGCCACAAGGCACCCCUUCAAAUGGGUCGCAGGUGUUAUUCGUCAUCAGUGCCCACUACCAAGCUGUUUAUUGAUGGCAAGUUUGUGGAGUCCAACACCUCCGAAUGGCUUGACAUUCACAACCCUGCCACUAACGAGGUGGUGGGUCGCGUGCCCAAAGCCACCCAGACAGAGAUGUUGGCUGCCGUAGAAUCCUGCUCCAGGACCUUCGCCUCCUGGUCUGAGACCUCCAUCCUCACACGUCAGCAAAUAUUUCUUCGAUACCAGCAGCUCAUCAAAGACAACAUUAAAGAGCUGGCCAGGCUAAUCACCCUGGAGCAGGGCAAGACUCUGGCUGAUGCAGAGGGUGACGUCUUCAGAGGACUGCAGGUGACGGAGCACGCCUGCAGCAUUACCUCCCUGAUGCUGGGGGAGACCCUGCCCUCCAUCACCAAGGACAUGGACACCUACACCUACCGCCUGCCCAUUGGCGUGUGCGCCGGCAUAGCCCCCUUCAACUUCCCCGCCAUGAUCCCUUUGUGGAUGUUCCCGUUGGGUAUGGUGUGUGGAAACACGUACCUGAUGAAGCCCUCGGAGCGCGUUCCGGGGUGCACCAUGCUGCUGGCCAAGCUGCUGCAGGACGCCGGGAUUCCCGAUGGGACCCUGAACAUCAUCCACGGACAGCACGCAGCCGUGAAUUUUAUCUGUGACCACCCAGCCAUCAAGGCCAUCAGCUUUGUGGGCUCCAACCAGGCGGGAGAAUACAUCUAUGAGAGAGGAUCCAAGAACGGCAAGAGGGUGCAGUCCAACAUGGGUGCCAAAAACCACGGAGUGGUGAUGCCUGAUGCCAACAAGGAGAACACGCUGAACCAGCUGGUGGGCGCAGCCUUCGGUGCAGCAGGACAACGCUGUAUGGCUCUCUCAACCGCCAUUCUCGUAGGCGAGGCGCGCGAUUGGCUCCCAGAGCUGGUUGAACGCUCCAAAGCCUUGCGCGUCAAUGCUGGCGACCAGCCGGGGGCUGAUGUGGGUCCCCUAAUCUCCCCGGAGUCCAGGGCCCGCGUUGAGAUGUUGAUCCAGAGUGGCGUGGACGAGGGAGCCACAUUGCUGCUGGAUGGACGCAAUGUCCAUGUCAAAGGAUAUGAGAACGGCAACUUUGUCGGGCCCACCAUCCUUAGCAACGUCACGCCGGAGAUGAAAUGCUACAAGGAGGAGAUCUUCGGACCGGUGCUAGUGGUUCUAGAGGCAGACACACUGGACAAAGCUAUCUCCCUGGUCAACGACAACCCAUACGGAAACGGUACCGCCAUCUUCACCACGAACGGAGCCACCGCCCGCAAAUACACACAUGAGGUGGAGGUGGGACAGAUUGGAGUGAACGUGCCCAUCCCCGUCCCCCUGCCCAUGUUCUCCUUCACCGGCUCCAGGGGUUCUUUCAGGGGAGACAUGAACUUCUAUGGCAAACAGGGCAUCCAGUUCUACACCCAGAUCAAGACCAUUACUUCGCAGUGGAAGGCUGAGGACGCCACAACGAAAAGCCCAGCUGUUACCAUGCCAACCAUGGGCCGCUAAACAGAAUGUAUGACUAAAUGUGGUGAUCUCUCCCUGGCACAAUGUUCUACAUAGUACUUACUGACAGGCCUUAACAUUCACAAAGGAUUAGUGUCCAUGGGUUUCAGACAGGUUUUAUACAGAAUUUACUGUAUUUAUUUUGAGGUUUGAUCCCGUUAAAGUGCUUCCUGUUUUCUGGCAGAUUUUUAUUAACAACAUAAUGUAGCAAAAGUUUAAAAACACUAGCCUCAUGCAGCCUUGAAGAGUUGCAUGAGAAUGCAGGACUCCAUGGAAUUGGAAGGUCUUUGUGGCCAAAAUGCAAAGGUCAGUUUACUUCCCUGGGAUUUUAGCUAUGGGAAACCGUGGCACACUGACCAUGAAUUAAUCUGGAAGCAGCGUCACACCAGUCCUACACUCAUCCUGGUUAGUAAUAUCCCCAACCUGUGGAACAGAUACUGUGAAUGACACUUGGGUCAAAUUAUUAUUUCUACAAACAUUUUGUGCACAGUGGUCUGUUAGUAUUUGUAUGCUUGAAAUAAUUCUAUUUGUCUUGGUGUUGAGCAGAGAUGCAUCCUGUUUUACAUGAAAUAAAGAUUUCCAUUGAAAACUGCUAA